Melospiza melodia melodia is the source of this 2781-nucleotide messenger RNA. It is a transcript of the gene ARL11, whose product is annotated as ADP ribosylation factor like GTPase 11. The coding region runs from base 453 to 1058 and encodes 201 amino acids. Lineage: Eukaryota; Metazoa; Chordata; Aves; Passeriformes; Passerellidae. Gene Ontology annotation, biological process: vesicle-mediated transport; intracellular protein transport. The transcript has a single exon. The record is from RefSeq and is a predicted model, not a curated record. Gene Ontology annotation, cellular component: plasma membrane; cytoplasm. Gene Ontology annotation, molecular function: GTP binding; GTPase activity.
AGCCCGGGUUCCUCCUUGUCCUGUCCUGCCGGGGGUGGAUUUCUGCUAGACAAGCCAAUGAACAGAAGCUCAUUUAUGUAUGUAUGUGGUGAGGAGGAAACUUACUGCAGAGUCUCCCCACCUCUUCCUGCAAAAUGUUAGCUCUCGUUCGCACCAAUCCCUUCGGGUCCUGAAUGGAAAGGAGUGAGCAGCAGCGGAGCGGGGCUGUGGGAGCUGCUGAUGUGAGCGGCGCUCCCUGGCUCUGCUGCACACCUCGCAAACACUCGCUGCCACCUCAGCUGAGCUACCGAGAGAAGCAAAAGCCGCUGCCCGCGCCUUUCUUCAGCAAACCUCGGGUGCUCCUUCGGAGAGGCAGGGCUGAGCCCUCUGCUAAUGACUGACAUCACCGAGGAAAUAGGCUUGUUUGUUUUUUUCUUUUUGGCUGCAUUUCCCCCCGCACCGGCAGUAUCUCGAUGGGGAAGCUGAUCUCCAAAGGCUGGAGGAAAAGAGACGCUCGAGUUAUCAUGCUGGGGCUCGACUUCGCUGGCAAAUCCACCCUUCUGUACAAACUGAAGAGCGGCCAGGCUGUGGAGACCUGCCCCACGGUGGGAUUCAACGUGGAGUCUCUGAGAACUCCCUGUGGCAUUUCCUUCACCCUCUGGGAUGUGGGGGGACAAGACAGCCUGCGGGCCAGCUGGCCGAACUACCUGGAGGACAUCAACACCCUCAUCUUCGUGCUGGACAGCACGGACACGGCCCGGCUGGCCGAAGCCAUGGCAGAGCUGGAGGAGGCCCUGAGGCACCCCGGCAUGGCUGGCACCCCCGUGCUGCUCCUGGCCAACAAGCAGGACGUGCCGGGAGCGCUGGCUCCUGCCCAGCUCGGGGAGAUGCUGCGGCUGGGGGGGCUGGCCAGGCACCGCUGGAUGCUCCGGGGCUGCAGCGCCCACACCGGCCAGGGCCUGCAGGAAGUGCUGGCCAUCCUGGGAAUGCUGCUGCGGGGCUCGGGGCACAGCUCCCUGUCCCAGGAGCAGCUCAUCGCGGAGCUGGCGGAGAGGAGGCAAGCUCCAGAGCAAACCUGACCCUCACACGGACCCCUCCCUCUCCCGGCUGCCAGCAGGUUUGUCGCGGGGGAUCCCGGCCUCCAGGCACCCCUACAAGGAGCAGAGCUGCAGCUGGGACACUCGGUGGUGUCGGGAUCUCUCGCUGCUCAGAGUGACCCCGAGAAAUGUUAGAAAGUCUCUUUUCCCAGCCCGGUGCUUGAAGAAGGAGUCAGAGCUCUUCAUUUCUUGGUCUCAAGGUUGUUUUUUGUAUCUUAUCUAUAAAAUUCUUUCCCCUGUCCUGCCCAGGUCCAUCCAGCAGGACAGUCCAGGCACUCUGGCUGCCCCCAGGGUGGUGUUAUGUCUUUAUACUAAAAAUUACAUAUACAAUAUUUACAAUUACUGUCCAAUAACUAUUACCUAUGUUAGACAGUAAUGUUCCACUCUAAGUCAAUCUAAAAGUGCCAACAUCACAGCAGAAGAUGGAGGCCAAGAAGAAGAAGAAGAAGAAAGGCUGGACACACCCAGAUCCCUCUGUCUUGCCCCCUUGAAUUCCCAUUCUAAAAACCCCAAAAUCUACUUUUUCACCUUGUGAUAAAUUCACUAUCAUUCUACUUAGUUUGUCAUGGCUUGCUGAUCUUCAUCUAAGGUCAGUAACUUGCUCCACGGGUCAUAAUCAAAGCCACAGGCAUUUUGGGCUCUGUGCCAGGCUCUGAGCCCCCUGGCAGGGGUCUUGGCUGCUCAGGACAGCCAGAGGGAUGUCCUGGGUCCUGACAUGGGAAACACCCAGCUCCUCACCACCAAAACCCACCAGGAGGAUCUCCGAGCAAAACUCCCAUCAAGGAGCAGGUUUGGCCACAUCUCUUAGACUCCUAUCUCCGGCUGCAGCUUGUCCCACUGUCACCAUGCUCCACUCAUCCACUGCACUUUUGUGUCCAGAGGUUCAGCAAGGAUGCUUUUAAAUAUCUAAUAAUUUUAACAGAGAGGUGUGCAAGGAACAGAAGUUUUCUUCAUUCUGCAGCUCUCAGGCCAGAUACAUCUAUCCAGAUGGGAUGAUCCUCACAUGGAGGGAGCUUGGAUGUGCCCCAUGCUCCUCCUCUCUCAGCCUGGAUCACAUGUUCAUUGGCUGGGAACGCAGGAAAGCACUGAAAGGAAUGGCUGGAUGGGAGCAGUGUAAGCUCAGGACAUCAAGUGGGCAAGCAACUAAUUGGUUUUAGUGUGGCAUCUCCAGGUAUAAUAAUCUUCAAGCCAUGGAAACAAGCUGGGAUUUGAUGGUGUAAUGCAGUUUGAGGAUGUGUGUAUAUUAAUUUAUGCAUUUCUUGUAAUGGUUCUUUCUUUCUCCAUUCAUCAUUUUUUUCAAAGAAUUAUUUCAUGGAAAUGGUCCCUCAUUUUCCUUGGAUUAUGCUUAAAUAUAAAAAAAACAGACCUGACUUUUAGAUGCUUGGAAAUAUGUCACCAUGGCCAGUCAACCUCUAAAUAUCCUCAUGGUGGCCUGAACAGCCAAGACAAACCCUGUUUCUCAGGCUUUUGAGACUGCAUGAGACCACUCCACAUGCACUGGCUGGUGACCAUGGGCACCUCUGGGCACAGACACUCAGCUCUGUUCAGGGCAAAGGAAAACACCUGUGCAGCUCACAGCAGGACCAGGUCCCAUGUGGCAGUGAUGGUCUUUGUCCAGUCCUGCUCAACCUAACAUUGGAAAGAUGUAUAAAAUGUGUAUCCAAGGUUCUGUGAUCCAGAGUUAAAAUUAAAAUAUUUCAUAGUA